UCCCCCACCCCAACUCAGUAAAGUUCUGCAAGUGGCUGUCUCCAUCACUCUCAAGCUUUUUCAGACCAGAACUUAACUACUUAAAGUCCUUCAAAACACACAUUUCAGAAGCCUAACUUCGUAGGAAUACAGACAUGGGUGUAUUGGCUGCCAAUGGGGCUUCCAAUGUCGAAGAGCAAAGCAACAUUGAGAACAGCAGCAGAGCUCAGAGGGCUCAAUGGGUUUUGAAUGCUCCUAACCCACCCAGUCUAUGGCGUGAGUUUGUGGAAUCGAUUAAGGACUACUUUUCCAUUAAUCAUGGAAGCAAGCUCUCCUCUGGAAAACAGAAGCAAAGAUGGAGAAUUGCUAUCUGGGUCUUGAGGGCUCUGUUUCCAGUCCUGGAUUGGGGUCGAAAUUACAAGCCCUCCAAGUUUAAAAGCGAUUUAAUGGCUGGCCUUACUCUGGCAAGUCUCAGCAUCCCACAGAGCAUUGGAUAUGCUAAUUUAGCAAAGCUUGAUCCUCAAUAUGGGCUAUAUACUAGUGUUGUUCCACCUAUGAUUUAUGCUUUGAUGGGGAGCUCAAGAGAGAUAGCCAUUGGACCUGUGGCUGUUGUCUCGUUACUGUUAUCUUCCAUGGUACAGAAAAUAGCGGAUCCUGUGAGUGACCCCAUUGGUUACAGAAAGCUCAUCUUUACUGCAACUUUCUUUGCUGGUACAUUUCAAGCUGUUUUUGGGUUCUUCAGGUUGGGAUUUCUUGUGGAUUUCCUUUCACAUGCAGCCAUUGUUGGGUUCAUGGGAGGUGCAGCAAUUGUAAUAUCUCUGCAACAAAUGAAGGGACUACUUGGGAUCAGUCACUUCACUGAUAAAACAGAUGUGAUCUCUGUCAUUGAGGUUGUUUGGAGAUCAUUUCAUGCUUCAUGGAACCCUCUGAACUUUGUAAUUGGAUGUUCUUUCUUGAUUUUCAUCCUGAUACUCAGAUUCUUGGGAAGAAGGAACAGGAGAUUCUUCUGGUUACCAGCAAUUGCUCCUCUCAUAUCUGUCAUCUUAUCAACUCUCAUAGUGUUCUUGACAAGAGCAGAUAACCAUGGAGUUAAUAUACUAAAGCACAUCAAAAGAGGCUUGAAUCCCAGUUCAGCAGGGAAGCUACAGCUAAAAGGCCCAUUUGUGGGAGAAGCUGCAAAGAUUGGAUUGAUUUCUGCCAUUAUUGCUCUCACGGAAGCAAUGGCUGUUGGGAGAUCAUUUGCAUCCAUAAGAGGGUAUCACCUUGAUGGGAACAAGGAAAUGGUGGCCAUGGGGAUGAUGAACAUUGCAGGAUCUUUAACUUCUUGUUAUGUAGCAACAGGUUCCUUCUCCCGGACGGCCGUCAAUUUCAGCGCCGGAUGUCAAACUGUGGUGUCGAAUAUCGUGAUGGCGGUGACUGUGCUCUUAUCAUUAGAACUGUUUACUAGACUCUUAUAUUUCACUCCCACUGCCAUCCUUGCUUCUGUAAUCUUGUCUGCACUGCCGGGCCUAAUUGACAUCAGAGAAGCUUAUAAUAUAUGGAAAGUGGACAAAAUGGACUUCCUUGCUUGCAUUGGAGCUUUCUUUGGGGUGGUGUUCGCAUCAGUUGAGAUUGGUCUUCUAACUGCGGUAACCAUCUCCUUCGCGAAGAUCCUACUGAAUGCCAUUAGACCACACACAGAAGUCCUUGGGAGGCUCCCUGGCUCUGAUAUUUUCUGUAGCAUUACUCAAUACCCAAUUGCUGUUAAGAUUCCUGGUGCCCUCACAAUCCGGAUACACUCUACCUUCCUUUGUUUUGCCAACUCCAAUUUCGUAAGAGAAAGGAUAAUGAGGUGGGUGACAGAUGAACAUGAAGUGAAGGAAACAAAAGGGAGCAUUCAAGUAGUAAUCCUUGACAUAUCUGAUGUGAUGAACAUUGAUACAUCAGGGAUUCAAUCUUUAGAAGAACUGCAAAAGAAGUUGGUUUAUCAUGGUAUAGAGUUAGCCUUAGCCAACCCUUGUUCGCAAGUGAUACACAAAUUAAAAUUAGCUCAGUUUGUGGAGAAGAUUGAAGGAAGAGUCUUUCUUACGAUGGGUGAAGCUGUUGAUGGCACAUGUAGUGGAUCUACAAUGGUUGACCUCUAAGAGUGAACUAGCUAAGGGACGAAGUGAUGGAAUUUGAUACUAAAAUCAUAUGAUGCGUACCAAAUAAGACAAAGAGUAACUAUGAUCAGUAUGAUAUUGAAUUUUUAGUUAUGAUGUGUGAUACCAUUUUCUGUAUGAUGGAGAGAGAAUUCCUCUAUGACAUGAAGAAGACCAUUCUCUACAUGUAUGAUGGAGAGAGAAUUCCUCUAGUUAUAUAGUCUUUAGUAUAACCAUUGGUGAUUAGUUAGAGAAAAAUCCUUCUCUUAUUGUGUAUACAUGUAUGUAAUAUCUGGUAAGUAAUAGGAGAAAAUGCACAAUUAACUAGUAUGAUUCUCAUCUAGCUGUACAUGAAAGGGAGAGGAAUAUCAACUAUUUAACAUUUUGGUGGUACACAUAGCACCAACUA
Molecule: messenger RNA, 2508 nt
Organism: Macadamia integrifolia
Lineage: Eukaryota; Viridiplantae; Streptophyta; Magnoliopsida; Proteales; Proteaceae
Product: low affinity sulfate transporter 3-like
Exons: 12
Coding region: 135-2102 (655 amino acids)
Biological process (GO): transmembrane transport
Cellular component (GO): membrane
Source: RefSeq, a predicted model, not a curated record